AAUGUGAUGAAGCCUUUGAAUUCUGUGAAAGGUGUUUUGACUUGGGUGUUCUGAUUUUUAGUAACAAUUGCAUGACGGGGGAUACGGAAUACAAAGCCCAGAAACACCGACACACAGUGCCUUUUAUCUAAAUGACCAGAAAAGAAAUAGCAGUUUUCAUUUGGUGGACGAUCGCCGUGUGCUAUGUUGACAGUUGCACGUUCCCUGCAAUUUUGGAAGGGAAAACAUGGGACGAUUCUGCCAAAGGGCGUCCAGUAACUUUUGCCGGAAGUGUGAUGACAGGAUGGAAUGUAACAUUCGGAGUCAAAAUAAUAACGAGCUGGACUUGUUUAUUCAACCAGAAUAACAUCAUUGUUUCCAAGGCUACUUAUGAUGAAAUGAUACCGCCUUUUAUUAGUAAAACUUACCAUGUGUAUGUCUGUAUGUGGGCCGUUUCUAUAGAAGCAGACAAAUUCAUCUACUACCUCUUGGCCGACAAUAUAGUCGAUGCCAACACAAGAGUAUACCGGAGUGAGAGUAGCGACCUGGGUGCUUGUGAUGUUUGUAAAAUGACCCUAAAUCUAGAUCCCUCACAAGCAUUAUCCAUGGCUACCAGUGGGGAUCCAUCCUCCGUGACAAUACCUGCCCAGUCUGGUCCUUGCAGUGGGUGUUCAUGCAUUGCCACAACAGCAACCACCACUACAAGUUCUGCCAUCACUUCUGAGGAUACUACCAGUUCUACAACAGCAACCACUACAACUUCUGCCGUCACUUCAGAAGAUACUACCACUUCUACAACAGCAACCACUACAAACAGUUGCACGUUCCCUGCAAUGUUGGAAGGAAAAACAUGGGACGAUUCUGCCAAAGGGCGUCCAGUAACUUUUUCCGGAAGUGUGAUGACAGGAUGGAAUGUAACAUUCGGAGUCAAAAUAAUAACGAGCUGGACUUGCUUAUUCAACCAGAAUAACAUCAUUGUUUCCAAGGCUACUUAUGAUGAAGUGAUACCGCCGUUUAUUAGUAAAACUUACCAUGUGUAUGUCUGUAUGUGGGCCGUUUCUAUAGAAGCAGACAAAUUCAUCUACUACCUCUUGGCCGACAAUAUAGUCGAUGCCAACACAAGAGUAUACCGGAGUGAAAGUAGCGACCUGGGUGCUUGUGAUGUUUGUAACAUGACACUAAAUCUAGAUCCUUCACAAGCAUUAUCCAUGGCUACCAGUGGGGAUCCAUCCUCCGUGACAAUACCUGCCCAGUCUGGUCCUUGCAGUGGGUGUUCAUGCAAUGCCUCAACAGCAACCACCACUACAAGUUCUGCCAUCACUUCAGAGGAUACUACCACUUCUACAACAACAACCACUACAACUUCUGCCGUCACUUCAGAAGAUACUACCACUUCUACAACAGCAACCACUACAACUUCUGCCGCCACUUCAGAGGAUACUACCAGUUCUACAACAACAGCACCUUCAACUUCUACCAUCACUUCAGAAGAUACUACCAGUUCUACAAUAGCAACCACUACAGACAGUUGCACGUUCCCAGCAAUUUUGGAAGGAAAAACAUGGGACGAUUCUGCCAAAGGGCGUCCAGUAACUUUUGCCGGAAGUGUGAUGACAGGAUGGAAUGUAACAUUCGGAGUCAAAAUAAUAACGAGCUGGACUUGUUUAUUUCACCAGAAUAACAUCAUUGUUUCCAAGGCUACUUAUGAUGAAGUGAUACCGCCGUUUGCUAGUAAAACUUACCAUGUGUAUGUCUGUAUGUGGGCCGUUUCUAUAGAAGCAGACAAAUUCAUCUACUACCUCUUGGCCGACAAUAUAGUCGAUGCCAACACAAGAGUAUACCGGAGUGAGAGUAGCGACCUGGGUGCUUGUGAUGUUUGUAAAAUGACAUUAAAUUUAGAUCCCUCACAAGCAUUAUCCAUGGCUACCAGUGGAAGACCCAUUACAACUAACCAAUCAUAUUCCCCCAUCACUUGUGAAUAUCUUCUUCAAACCACCUCACAAUCUGCCACUGUCAAUUCGACUUCGUCAGCGAGAGCCAUCACAGCAAGUAGUACUAGCAAUGUAGUAAGUACAACUCUCGAAGUUACCACGAACCCGAUGACAACAGCAACGCAUUCCAUCACGAACCCGAUGACAACAGCAACACAUUCCAUCACUAACCCGAGGACAACAGCAACACAUUCCAUCACGAACCCCAUGACAACAGCAACACAUUCCAUCACGAACCCGAGGACAACAGGAACACAUUCCGUCACGAACCCGAGGACAACAGCAACACAUUCCAUCACGAACCCGAGGACAACAACAACACUUUCCAUCACGAACCCCAUGACAACAGCAACACAUUCCAUCACGAACCCGAUGACAACAGCAACACAUUCCAUCACUAACCCGAGGACAACAGCAACACAUUCCAUCACGAACCCCAUGACAACAGCAACACAUUCCAUCACGAACCCCAUGACAACAGCAACACAUUCCAUCACGAACCCCAUGACAACAGCAACACAUUCCAUCACGAACCCGAGGACAACAGGAACACAUUCCGUCACGAACCCGAGGACAACAGCAACACAUUCCAUCACGAACCCGAGGACAACAACAACACUUUCCAUCACGAACCCCAUGACAACAGCAACACAUUCCAUCACGAACCCGAGGACAACAGCAACACAUUCCGUCACGAACCCGAGGACAACAGCAACACAUUCCAUCACGAACCCGAGGACAACAGCAACACUUUCCAUUACGAACCCGAUGACAACAGCAACAUAUUCCAUCAUGAACCCGAUGACAACAUCAACAUAUUCCAUCACGAACCCGAGGACAACAGGAACACAUUCCAUCACGAACCCGAGGACAACAGCAACACAUACCAUCACGAACCCGAGGACAACAGCAACGCAUUCCAAUGGUUUGACCCCAACAAUGCAACUUGUCACAACUCAGCCAAGUACAAUCUUACAAAAAACUACAAGAUCACAAGCUGCAAUAAUUUCAACUACUGGUCUAUCAAACUCAGAUUCGGAGGAUAGCGUUUUACCCAUGGUGACGGAUGCCGCUUUCAUCACGAUAGCUGUUUGUGGAUGUUUAAUUCUAACAUUUAUAGUAAUACUAGUGACUGUCACAUUGACAUUAUCUAGAAAAUCUUCUAAACAAAAAAGGAAAGCUCGCGAAAAUGAUUCCCAGAAGUGUUAGAAACAUUUUGUAAACAAUAAAAAGAAAUGUUAUCUUUUAAAUUAUUUCUACGUAUCUAUCAAUACUAAAAGUGCUGCAAUCAAGUGAUGAAAUAAGUCAUAUCCACUACUGGCUAUUAGUACUUUCUCCGUGUUGAUACUACGAUGUAUGUAUCAUAAAUUCAGUGACUGUAAAUAAUUUGAUUUUUAGUACACCUCCAACUACUCGAUGUCCAUGUAAAUUACAGGAACUCUUGUGUCAUUGUUUUAAUAGAGAUAUCAAAGCCAUCCAUGUAGCUUAAGUCACGAUCAUUUCCUUCCUAAUGUAUGUAAUUAUAACGAU
This is a messenger RNA of Ostrea edulis (European flat oyster), 3500 nucleotides long. RefSeq names its product mucin-5AC-like. The transcript has 14 exons. Bases 132 to 3179 code for a protein of 1015 amino acids. The record is from RefSeq and is a predicted model, not a curated record. NCBI's taxonomy places the organism in Eukaryota, Metazoa, Mollusca, Bivalvia, Ostreida, Ostreidae.